UAUUUUGUUCCAUAGUAGAGUUUACGAAAUUUAAUUAAGUGGUAGAUUAUGAACGAUAUGUAAAUAGAACUGGACAAUCCAAAGUAAUUACUUCAUUCACACCCAUUAUCCUCGCGCACACUCUUUUUUUAACUAUUGAUUACACUUUGUUUAUGUUGUAAUUAAUCAUUCAAGAUUAGUUACUUCGCCAAGCCACCACAAAAAGUCUUCGACGAAUUCAUUAAAACCAAAUAACUCCGAGACAUCAAAACCGACUCCGCAUUUAACUGGUCCAUCUCUAGCGUCACCAACUAGGUUCACCACGAAAUUAACACUGGCACCGUUUCAGCAUUAUUUUAAACACAAAAUUUUUCACACACCAGCGUGCACCAGUGUUGUGAUAAUGUCGGACUCGUGAAGGCCUAAACAUGAAGAUCGUUUAUCAAAACGUGAUAUGGCUGCUUUCCUUCGCCGCUUACACUUACAUGUCUUUAGCCGAAGACGAGAAGCCUGCCGUCGACAUCGUUGCAUUCUUCCACGAAGAGGACAACCAGGCUAAACUGGCUUUCGAGACCGCUGUUUCCAAUUUCGACAUCAUGGAUAGCCCUGUUGAGUACGUUCCGCGGAUCGAGGUCACUUCGGAGUCCGACAGUUUGGAGCAUUACAACACCUUUUGCAAUCUGGUUAAAGCGGGAAAAGUGGGCAGCAUCAUCUCGCCUACUUCGCCUAAAGUAGCCCCUAUAAUAGAGUCGCUUUGCGUGAAUUUGGAAAUACCUGUGUUACAAGUUCACUGGCGUGCGUCCCCUUUGAUGAAUAACAGCAUGACUAUUAAUUUUUACCCAGACCAGAAGCUGCUUUCGCAAGGAAUUGGGGUUGUUGUUAGAAAUUUGCAGUGGAGAAGCGUCGUGAUUUUCUACGAAGGCACAGAAAAUUUGAUCCGGAUUCAAGAGAUUUUAAAAAUCCAAAACUAUGACGCUAGUAGCAAAAGCAACUCUGUUAUUCUGAAACAACUUGGACCCGGUCCUGAUUACAGGUCUGCGUUAAAGCAAAUCCAAAAUAAGACGGAAUAUAGGAUUGUUUUGGAUUGUAAAACUGAAAAUGUUCUCAAUAUUUUGCACCAAGCGAAAGAACUGAAUCUCCUGGACAAAAAAUAUAGCUACUUUAUAACCACUCUGGAUGCCCACACUCUGAAUUUCUCUGUACUAAACACAGAGGCCAACAUAACAACUGUACGAAUCAUAAAUCCGGAAAAUAGCGUUUUCCAGAAUAUCGUAACUAGGUGGAAAAUGCGUGCCAAUGUGGAUUUAGACGCGUAUUCAGUCAAGACCGAGACUGCUCUAAUGUACGACGCCGUAAGUACCUUCAUGAACUCCUUCCGAAACAACUACGUUACAACACCCAUCGAAACCGAGGUCUUAAAUUGUAACGAAAACAUCAAGCAAUGGAAACACGGUCUCCAGCUUGCCACCUUCAUGAAAGCGUACGACUCCCGAAACAUGCUCAGUAUGACGGCCCCCAUUGAGUUCAACUCAUAUGGAAAAAGGACGAACUUUACCCUUCAUGUUAUCGAGGGUAAUCGUGAGAAAGUGACGGCUGUGUGGCAUCCGAGUAACGGGGACUAUCUGCAUUUCUUGCAGAGCGCGGAAGACAGAAAUAAGGAGAUGGAAGAGAGGUGGAGCAACGGGACGGUGGUGGUUGCUUCUAUUCUAGGUCCGCCGUACUUGAUGCUGGCACCGAAACACGAAAUUUUGCAAGGGAAUGCUAGGUACCAAGGGUUUUCGAUGGAUCUUAUUGCGGAGCUUGCCAGGAGACUGAAGAUUAAGUUUGAGUUUGAAGUACUAGCGAGUGGGGCGCGUGGGGUGUACAACAAGGAGACAAAAUCGUGGAAUGGUUUGAUUCUCGAAGUUCUGGAACGCCGCGCUGAAUUAGCCAUCUGCGAUUUAACUAUAACUCCUGAGCGUAGAGAAGUGGUCGAUUUCAGCGCCCCCUUCAUGCGUCUAGGUAUUAGUAUUUUAUACAAGAAAGCCGAACCCAAAGAGGCAAAUAUGUAUGCUUUCCUCGAUCCAUUAUCUAUAGAUUUGUGGAUCUACUCGGCCACACUUUACUUAGCGAUAACAGUGGUACUGUUUUUCAUCUCAAGAGUCUCUCCAGCAGACUGGGAAAAUCCUCACCCUUGCGAUCAAGAACCCGAGGAACUCGAAAACAUAUGGAACAUGAAAAAUUGUCUUUGGUUAACUUUAGGUUCCAUUAUGAACCAAGGUUGUGACAUUCUACCCAAAGGACUCGCGUCACGAAUGACGGCAGCCAUGUGGUGGUUCUUUACCAUCAUCGUCACAAACUCUUACAUGGCAAACUUAGCGGCUUUUCUAACAAAUGAGAGAAGUCAAGGUUCGAUCAACAGCGCUGAAGACUUAUCCAAACAAACUAAAGUCAAGUACGGGACCAUGGAAGGAGGAUCAACCCAAGGUUUCUUCAGGGAAUCAAACUAUUCGACUUUUGAAAGAAUGUGGACCCAAAUGGAGCAAGCGAGACCGUCGGUUUUUGAAAAAAGUAACGAUCUUGGGGUCGCUAGGGUGCAGAAUGCCAAAAAUAGAGGGUACGCGUUCUUGAUGGAAUCUGCAACCUUGGAGUACCAAAUUUAUACAAAGUGCGACUUAAUACAAGUGGGAGGUACGCUCGACAGUAAAAGUUACGGGAUUGCCAUGCCCUUGGAUUAUCCUCACAGGAGUCGCAUUAAUGAAGCUCUUUUACAAAUGGGGGAGUCUGGAUUUAUCAAUAAAAUUAAAGACAAGUGGUGGAAGGAAGAACGGGACGAACCCCUUUGUACGGCUGGUGCAGAAGAAGGCCCUUCUAAUAAACUAGCUCUCCAGAAUGUCGGUGGUGUGUUUCUGGUUCUGGCAGUGGGAGUGGCGUUGGCUUAUAUCGUGGCAAUCUGCGAAUUCCUGUGGAACGUGAGAAACGUUUCCGUGGAGGAACACAUUUCGUUUAUGGAAGCCCUGAAGAUCGAGCUAAAGUUUGCUCUAAAUUUUAAGGUGACCAAAAAAAGGGUCAAACCGCAAGUGUCGGAAUCGUCGUCUGACUCCGGCGAGUCCAGGAGUAUGGCACGCAGUAUUAUACACGGCGCUGGAUCUUUUCUACAUCUGGAUAUAUUAGGACGACACGAUACCCCCGGCGGUUCAAGCCGACACACUUCUAGACAUAGCUCCAGACCCCUAGAUUAAUUUUUUUAAUAUUUCUGUGAUAGAAUAGUGUAACUUCCAUUCAUAUUUAUCUCUGUUGUGACUUCUCCCUCGAUUUUUCAAAUAAAUUUAAUUUCGCAUUUA
Messenger RNA from Zophobas morio, 3302 nucleotides. RefSeq names its product glutamate receptor ionotropic, kainate 2-like. Gene Ontology annotation, cellular component: postsynaptic density membrane; plasma membrane. The transcript has 15 exons. The record is from RefSeq and is a predicted model, not a curated record. Lineage: Eukaryota; Metazoa; Arthropoda; Insecta; Coleoptera; Tenebrionidae. Gene Ontology annotation, molecular function: transmitter-gated monoatomic ion channel activity involved in regulation of postsynaptic membrane potential; glutamate receptor activity. Gene Ontology annotation, biological process: monoatomic ion transport; modulation of chemical synaptic transmission; synaptic transmission, glutamatergic. The coding region runs from base 408 to 3200 and encodes 930 amino acids.